AUGGGAGCAGCUCACAGUAAAAGACAUAAAUAUCGUAAGAGAAAGAAAGAGGAUGUAGAUGAGUCAUUAUAUAGAGAUUUAGAGAGAUUACGCAGUUUAUCUAAAACACGUUUAAACAGGCUCUCGGCAGACAUUGAAAACAUGACUAGUGAUAGUAACGCGUUGGAUUUUACCAUUUCGGACAAAGCAAGUUAUAGUCAGUCAAAUACUUCUACUGAUACUUAUACUACUAGUCAAGUACCGCAUAAUACUAAUUUAACAUAUACCCAGGGUGUUCGGAACAUUAACUUAGAUGAUCAUCCAGUCCUUACUAAAUUACAAAACAAACAGAAUGCCCGUCUGGAAAGUAUGGAACAACGUAUGGACAGGAUACGAAAUAGUGCGAUGCAAGCUGCCGAGAGACGAAAAUUUGCCUACAUGUUUAAAGCCAAAAGUGAUGAGGACAAAGCUAAGAAACUACUUAAGGAAGCCAAGGAGGAAAUACAAGGUUUACAUGAUACAGAUGAAGGGGACAUAAUCCCAGUCAAAAUAUUACAAGGGGAAGCAACUCAUCAAGAUAAAAAUAGUAACUAUACUAAUGUCUGUGGUGAUGAGGACAAGUCCUUACUUAUUGGUGGACUCAAACUUUCUGAUCCUAUCACCUGGUUGCUGCUUCCACUAAUGUUGCCAAUAGUAUUAAUAGCCUUUUUUAUGCGUGGGCUAAUGACUCCUAACCAGUUACGAAGAAAAAAGUCUGGAUAA
This is a messenger RNA of Lottia gigantea (owl limpet), 741 nucleotides long. RefSeq lists its product as hypothetical. The record is from RefSeq and is a predicted model, not a curated record. The transcript has 2 exons. Lineage: Eukaryota; Metazoa; Mollusca; Gastropoda; Lottiidae. Bases 1 to 741 code for a protein of 246 amino acids.